Pseudophryne corroboree (corroboree frog) is the source of this 4344-nucleotide messenger RNA. RefSeq names its product EPH receptor A2 (gene EPHA2). Gene Ontology annotation, cellular component: plasma membrane; dendrite. Gene Ontology annotation, molecular function: protein binding; transmembrane-ephrin receptor activity; ATP binding. NCBI's taxonomy places the organism in Eukaryota, Metazoa, Chordata, Amphibia, Anura, Myobatrachidae. The coding region runs from base 74 to 3004 and encodes 976 amino acids. The record is from RefSeq and is a predicted model, not a curated record. Gene Ontology annotation, biological process: ephrin receptor signaling pathway; axon guidance; protein phosphorylation. The transcript is spliced from 17 exons.
UCUCACUCACCAGCACAGUCACAAAGUAACUCUGGGAAGUUACAGAGAGGAGCCUGAGAGCUGAGCUCCAGCCAUGAGACCUCCGCGAGCUGUCACCCUCCUCAUCUUCCUCACUGGCAAUGUCUUCCUCUCCCUCCAGACCAAAGAAGUUGUGCUCCUGGACUUUGAGAAGACACAGGGGGAACUCGGCUGGCUGACCAAUCCGUUUGGGAAAGGGUGGGAUCUUCUGCAGAACGUCAUGAAUGGAAGUUUGAUUUACAUCUACUCGGUGUGCAAUGUCCAGGAGGGCGAGCAGGACAACUGGCUCCGCACCAACUGGAUCUACCGCAGCGAGGCGCAGCGCAUCUUCAUCGAUCUGCGGUUCACUGUCCGCGACUGCAACAGCUUUCCGGGCGUUUCGGGGGCCUGCAAAGAGACCUUCAAUUUGUACUACGCGGAGUCCGAUGUGGAUUACGGCACAAACUUCCAGAAGCGCCUGUUCCGCAAGAUCGACACGAUCGCCCCCGACGAGGUCACCGUUCAGGACGACUUUGCCUCCCGUAACGUCAAGCUCAACAUUGAAGUGCGGUCCGUGGGGCCGCUGUCAAAGAAAGGGUUCUACCUAGCCUUCCAGGACAUCGGCGCUUGUGUGGCCUUGCUCUCGGUCCGCAUCUACUACAAGAAGUGCCCGGCGGUGGUGCACGGCAUGGCACAGUUCCCAGAGACCGUCGCUGGCGCCGACUCUCAAUCCCUGGCCAAGGUUGCGGGAAAGUGCGUGGAAAAUGCUGUGCCGGUGGGCACCGAGGAACCCACCAUGCACUGCAAUACAGACGGAGAAUGGCUUGUGCUCAUUGGCCAAUGCCACUGCCAGGCUGGCUAUGAGAAAGUGGGCGACAGCUGCCAAGUUUGUAAACCUGGAUUCUUCAAAGCCGAUGCUUCCGACAGUCCCUGCCAGCAGUGCCCGGAGCACACCGAGCUCUCGUCCGAAGGUGCAACUUCCUGUCCCUGCCAAGAUGGCUACUUUCGGGCUACGGUUGACCCCAUUUCUUCUCCUUGCACCAGUUCCCCCUCUGCUCCUCGUGAGCUCCAUGUGGUGGGCGAUAGCUCCAAGGUAAUGCUGCACUGGUUACCUCCCAGUAACACCGGAGGCCGGGCCGAUAUCACCUACACAGUCACCUGUGAGCAGUGUUUGCCCGAGCAAGGAGAGUGCCAGCCCUGUGAUGCCAGCGUACGCUACUCUGAGCACCCUCAGCACCUGAAGGCCACCACCUUGACCGUCACGGAUCUCGAGCCGCACCUGAACUACACCUUCACCGUAGAGGCACGAAAUGGAGUGUCAAGCGCCAAAUCAGGCCGAAGCUAUACAUCCCUGCGUGUCAGCGUCAAUCAGACAGAUCCCCCUAAAGUGACUUCUGUGAACCUGGAUGGCCGCAGUAAGGACUCCCUAAGCCUAUCCUGGACGGUUGCACCUCGACAGCAGAACCGUGCCUUGAAGUAUGAGGUGGCCUACAAUAAAAAGAAUGAUGAGAACAGUUACUCCGUUCAUCGAUGUGAUGGCAAUUCCGUAACUAUCCCAAAACUAUCUCCCGGCACAGUCUACCUUGUGCGGGUCCAGGCCCAAACCCCAGAGGGAUCUGGCACUUACAGCAUGGAGUAUGAAUUUGAAACCCUCCCGGCAGAACCAGAAGGUACCAGUCAGGCCGCCAUCAUAGGAGGAGCAGCGGCUGGCGUGCUGUUAAUUGUAAUGGUGAUAACGAUUGCCGUUCUCCUACACAGAAGCAGAAGGAAUGGGCGUGCCCGGCAGUCCCCAGAGGACGUCUACUUCUCCAAAUCCGAACAACUGAAACCUCUGAAGACCUACGUGGACCCGCACACUUACGAAGAUCCUAACAAGGCCGUUCUGAAGUUCACCACUGAGAUUGCGCCCAACGCCGUCACUCGCCAGAAGGUCAUCGGGGCAGGGGAGUUUGGCGAGGUGUAUAAAGGGAUCCUCAAGCUGCCGGGAAGGAAGGAGAUCCCGGUGGCCAUUAAGACGCUGAAAGCCGGGUACACGGAGAAGCAGCGCACGGACUUCCUGAGCGAAGCCAGUAUUAUGGGACAGUUCUGCCACCACAACAUCAUCCGGCUGGAAGGGGUGGUCUCUAAAUAUAAACCCAUGAUGAUCAUCACUGAGCACAUGGAGAACGGAGCCUUGGACAAGUUUCUGAAGGAUAACGACGGAGAGUUCAGCGCCAUGCAGCUGGUGGGCAUGCUGCGAGGCAUCGCUGACGGCAUGAAGUAUCUCUCGGAGAUGAACUAUGUACACCGCGACCUGGCCGCACGGAACAUCUUGGUGAACAGCCAGCUGGUCUGCAAGGUUUCAGAUUUUGGCCUAUCGCGGGUCUUGGAAGAUGACCCAGAAGCCACCUACACAACCAGCGGCGGCAAGAUCCCAAUCCGCUGGACCGCCCCCGAGGCCAUCUCCUACCGGAAAUUCACGUCUGCCAGCGAUGUGUGGAGCUACGGCAUUGUCAUGUGGGAAGUCAUGUCGUACGGUGAACGGCCUUACUGGGAGAUGUCCAACCAGGAAGUCAUGAAGGCUAUUAAUGAAGGCUUCCGUCUCCCGGCUCCAAUGGACUGCCCGUCGGCAAUCUAUCAGCUCAUGAUGCAAUGCUGGCAGCAGGAGCGCAAUCGUCGCCCCAAGUUCCCGGACAUAGUCAGCAUUCUGGACAAACUGGUCCGAGCCCCGGAAUCCCUGAAGACGUUGGCAGACUUUGACCCAAGGAUCUCCAUACGCCUGCCCAGCACCAGUGGCUCAGAAGGGAUGCCCUUCAGAAGCAUUGCAGAAUGGCUGGAGUCCAUCAAGAUGCAACAAUACACCGACUGCUUCAUGUCCUCUCCAUUCAACUCCAUGGACAAAAUAAUUCUGAUGAACCAAGAGGACAUCAAGCAAUUGGGCAUCCGCCUUCCAGGACACCAGAAGAGAGUUGCAUUCAGUAUCCUGGGCCUCAAAGAACAGGCCAGCCAAAUGGGUAUCCCAAUCUGAAUACGGUCUCUUUGGCAGAACCGAUAUGCAGUCCGUCUAGGAACUAUUACGAUGCGGUUUGCUACCGUGUCGGGGUCCAGUGCUCCAGCUCUCGUUACCGGCGACCGAACGAUCCUCCAGUUGCAAAACCUAACGGACCCAGAACUCCAAGGGGACCAGACACAGCAAAAGGCCAACACACCCGUGUUUUCCACCCACCUGUUGGUCAUGCAGACUUUACCUCGUUAGGGUCUUGUGUUCUACUCCGCGGGACUUUAUAACGUGGCGAUGAUGUGCCGGAGAGGCCGUCUGCAGGUACUGUGGCUCUUGGACACCCCAUCAGCUGCUACAGUUCAGGAGAGAGGUCUACGCAAGCGAGGAUCACUCAGUAACCAGGCAUUUCAGGAGCCCCGUUCAUCUUUCCCCGCCACGGUGCGGCUGACGGUAGAUAUGAUGACAAGGGGCUCCGUUUACUGCGGAAUGCAGUGUGUUUGCUGGACUCGAGCACUUUCAGAUGUUGUAUGUAUAAUUAUAUAUUUUGUUAUAAAGUAAGCCGCACUCUCCUGACAGUCUGUACCCACAGCAGUCCCCGGUGACCUCCUGGCUGCGAGAGAGGAGAAACAUCUGGCCAAUUAUGAAACAAACCACCUUCUUCAGGGCAUUCCUGGUAAAUUGCAAGGCUGGCAAUCGCUUUGACGGCUGUAAUUGACAUUUUCACACGGCUAAAAAAGAAAAGAAAAGCCGCUUUUGUUCUUCUUCGUUGCGGUUGCAUUCUUUUUGACAUGGUACGAGCCAGGAGCCACAUCUCAGAGACAUUGGCGAUAGUUGCGGCCGGUUUGCUGUGUGCGUGCUCAAGCCUGAUGUGUCCUGUAUUAUACGCUAGCCUUAUCAGACUCUCAUUUUACCUCCACCGGAUGGCAUUGAAACGUGCGGCCCGAGCUGGAACUUUUAAUGACCUUAAAGCCUGCUCGUCACACCCUCCUGCCCGGAGCGCAGCGCAAAUCUUCACAGCCCUUCUCUGUGGACGAGUAAGGCCGCACUCUGUAUCCAGAUGAAACCUACAGUGUAUGUAUCGCAAUCAAAUCUCACGUGAAGAAUCAUGUUUGCCGGACGAGUUCCGUACCUGACAAAGUGCCUUUUACCGAUACUUCUACGCGCAGUCCUCAUUUUUCGUUUUAUUUUCUAACUUAUUCCUCUGUGCCUUGUAUGUACGUAGGAACUGUCCUCAGUGUUAAUGCUGUACAUUUGUGUCGUUAAUUAAUUAUUUAUUUUUUUAUAUUUAUUGAUAGGCCUCCGAAAAGCUGGUUAAACUUUUUUCGCUCAAAAAAAAUAAAACCUGCACAUUUAGUUUUUCAAAAGAA